AUGAAAGCGUAAGUUACCUUAUUUUAUUUGUUCCCACGAGGUUUGGUACGAUACUAUCCGAAAAUUGUACUUUGGAUUUCAGUCCUCUAAGUAAAGGGAGAAAACAAGGCGGCAGCCAGGAGGAGUUAUGCUUCAGUGGACGUUCACAAGGUCGCGGACCUAGGAAAAAGCCGGGCCUGCUCAGUGGCCGCGAAGAUAAAAAGCUGACUACAGCCAAAUCUGAUAGAGAUGUCUACUACGGAGGGGCGGCCGAAGUACAAGAAAUCGCAUCCAAACUCACAUUGCACAACUGGUACCACGGCAUGAUGCCACGAGAAGAAAUUGAAGAACUGCUCAAGAACGAAGGCGACUUCUUGCUUCGAAGAACAGACGUCAACAAGAAGCCGCGCAUUGCCAUGAGUGUAUUCGCAGGGAAACGAAUCCGCCACAUUCUAGUUAUGUACGGCGACCACAAGUGGUGCAUCCGCGACAAGAGGAUGGAGUCCCUCAAUGAACUAAUCGAAUUCCACAUAAAGACCAAGACACCCGUACAACAUGAUGGCACGAUCAUCAGCACGCCCAUUCCCCGCCCAGACUUCUACAUUCUCCACGAUCACAUCACGAUAGGUGCACGGCUAGGCGGCGGGGCCUUUGGUGACGUUCACAAGGGUACGUUGAGGAUGAAAGAUGAAACCUCACUCGAGGUCGCCAUCAAGAAGUUCAAAGGCACGAUGCGGAAGAAGCACCGAGGCGAAUUCGUUAAAGAAGCCAGAAUCAUGAGACAGUUUAAUCACAAAAACGUCGUCAAAAUCUACGGAGUAGCACCACAAGUAAGCUUUUACUUGAAACAAAAGCUUGAGUUGGUAAAACUUGGAGUAGCCAAUGUAAAAAAUGCUCCAUAAUUUAGUUUCUGUGGAAAACUUUUGGCAACCUGCGUCCGGGCCAAAAAAACAAUUUUAUACGACAACAAUUUCGUGAAUUAUUUAGUUUUAAAAGUAAUUUUGUAAACAUAAACUUGUCGCAAUUGCAACAAAAUUUGGUUCAUAAUUGAAAUGUUAUAUAAACGAUAAGUUUAGGAAGAGCCAAUGUUAAUUGUUCUCGAGUUCUGUCCCGGCGGAGCACUGAAUGGCCACUUGAAGAAGAAUCCGGACAUCUCGGUGGACCGACUCUGUAAUUACUCGAAGGAUGCGUGCCGAGGAAUGUGUUAUUUGUCACAGCGUAAGGUAAUAACUGGUUUGCUCGAGAUUUAACCGGCAUUGGUCAACAAGGUCAAUAAGUCUAUAUCCACGGGAAUAUUUGCAGAUUAUCCACCGUGACAUUGCCGCCCGCAACUGUUUGCUGGGAAAAGAAGACGAAGUCAAGAUCAGCGACUUUGGACUGUCGGUAGCCACAACUGAACUAAAGUUGGACAAGCUGAACAAGAUGCCGGUCAAGUGGCUAGCUCCAGAGACCUUAAAAAGUGGGGUAUUCUCCACUAAAUCUGAUGUCUGGUCGUUCGGAGUUAUGAUGUGGGAGAUCUUCUCGAGGUGCUCUGCUGAUCCCUUUCCUAAUGAAACGAACCAACAGGCUAAAGCCAAGAUUCUGAGCGGCAAAUCGCCUAUGGAUGCACCACCCAAUACCCCUCCCAAUAUGACAGCCAUUAUGCAGUUGUGUUUUACACAGGCAAGUUUUAAUUUUUUUGAUUCUGAUUAAAUUUGUUAAGAACGGGUUCUGAAAAUUCAAGCAGUUUACGACAAACUUUUAUAUUGUUGUAGGUGGUUGAUAAAAGGCCCAACUUUGAAGCGUUGUUCAAGAUUAUGUGUCCGAAGGAGAUGCCACCCGAGCCCGAGAACAAUGAUGAGUUCAUGAAGGAGAUUGAGAAGUUCAAGCUUGAAGCAGCCGAACAGAGCAAGAACAGCAACGUGGAAGGGACGUCCAAGAACUCGACCAACCGCAUGCCUACUUCAACAUCUUGA
This is a messenger RNA of Bursaphelenchus okinawaensis, 1934 nucleotides long. The record is from the annotation of a GenBank genome assembly. NCBI's taxonomy places the organism in Eukaryota, Metazoa, Nematoda, Chromadorea, Rhabditida, Aphelenchoididae.